This is a messenger RNA of Scaptodrosophila lebanonensis, 2977 nucleotides long. RefSeq lists its product as uncharacterized. The coding region runs from base 35 to 2803 and encodes 922 amino acids. The record is from RefSeq and is a predicted model, not a curated record. Gene Ontology annotation, biological process: centriole elongation; cilium assembly. NCBI's taxonomy places the organism in Eukaryota, Metazoa, Arthropoda, Insecta, Diptera, Drosophilidae. Gene Ontology annotation, cellular component: centriole; centrosome; nucleus. Gene Ontology annotation, molecular function: tubulin binding. The transcript has 2 exons.
UUUGUUUUGAUGGUGUUUUUUUAAAGUGUAGAAAAUGAUUGAAAGCGGUGACGACGUCGUCGCUGCUGCGACUUCACAAUUGGACAUAUCAACGCGCCUGGCUGCGCUGAGUCGUUGGCAGGAGGAACAAAAGCGAUUGUUGGAGGAGCGUCAAUCAAAACAACGCGAAAUUUUGGGCUUAGAACAACGCAAUAUGUACCAAAUGCUGGGACUGCUGCAAAAUGAACUUCAAACAGAACAUGAUAUGACAGAGGACAGCAUUUCGCAGGACCAGGAUGCAACGUUGUGUGAUGACCUAGAACAACCCGAAAUGCCGCGUCAUCAUGUAGCCUACCAAAUAGAGAAUAGCCUGCAGGAGCUGCAUCCAGACAAGGAAGCAUCCGCAAAACCAAAACGUCCUUUUCUGCGACGUGGAGAAGGCUUAAAACAACGCUUUAAGAUACAUCCCGAUCAGCUGCGUCUGGAUAAUUUGCCGCGCUACAAGUUUUCGAAGGCGCAUCCGCAAUAUCGCGCAGCUGCGCCUGCGCCUCCGCCUCAGCAGAAGAAAGCGAGCAUAUUAAAAAAGCGCAAGGACGCGGAACCAACUAAGAGUAAAGAAUUAGAUCCCCCACCACCACUUACUUUACCCGAGCAACGCUUUCAGCAGCUUCUGUUAAGCGCCAAUAAUGCGUGCAAUUCAACGCCUGAUCUCAAGUCUUCGUGUGCUUCGACAAGUGAUAGCAUAUCGCCCAAGGUGCGUUUCAUGGAGAUAAAAGAGCAGAUGGGCCAUAUGCCGGGUCAAUCGGCCGACGACGAAAACUCCACAGAUGCCAGCUCAAUGGCUGGCGUCUGUUGGGCCAAGGUGCUGGACACCCAACAAAUCAAACCGUUGCCAAUGCUUCAGCGGCGAACUGCUCAGAUUCGGGUCGAGGAGGAGGGCAACGUCAGCAUAUUUGAGCUGUUGGAACAGAAGGCACGCGAAGGUAAUAUCGACAUGAAUUCCAGCUGCAUACGCGCCUUUAUGGCACGCAAAGAGAAGCGGUACGAGGCGCCCGAUGACAGCGAUCACAUUGUGGUGACACAGAAAAUGCGGGAGAUGCGCCUCCAGCCGGAGGUAAAGGAAAUCAUCGGUCAGGAGGAGGAGCUGGAAAGCGAUGAAGAUACUGUUGGCGACAGCACUUUAACUCUCACGCCUAUUCAAGUAGGCAAAGCUAAGGUACGCGUGCGUUUCUCCGACUCCAAUGACACCCACGAAUAUACCGAUGGAGCCACCUUAUCAGCAAACAGCACUGUUAAUGGCAAUGUGGAGCUCUUUGAGCAAUUCAAGACAGCCCUCUUUCAAGCUCUGGAACAAAAGAAGGCACAAUGCCCCUCCACUGAGGAGCCACUCGCACAGGAGCUGCAUGCCAAAGCAAAUUUGGUGCGGGAACGUCUGCAGGAACUUGAAACCGAAAUUGCCACAUUUAAGGAGCAAAACUCACAACUCCUGCACCUGAAGCAGCAACAUGAGCUGGAAAAGGCGCGUUGCGCUCAGGAACAUCUGGAGGCCAUGGAGCGCGUGCAUGAUGAGAAAAUCCAGGCGGAGAUCUAUCUGCAUGACGAGCGCAUGAAAAUCGAGGAGGAGCGACGCAAGUUCGAGCAACAAAUGCGUCUACAUAAGUCCAACGUGAACAGCAAGGAGAAAAAGGAGUUGGCGGCACUAAAGCAGGAGGUGGAUGCCCUUCAGCUGCAGCUUAAACAAAAGGAACAGGCUCAUGUGUCGGCGCAGGCACGACUGCGGGCCCAAAUGCGUGCCCUUGAGAAGGAGCAACGCAGCUAUCGUGAUGAGAUAGAGUUGCUGGGCAAGGAGAACAAGCGUCUGGAGCAGGAGUUGAUAAGAUUGGGACGUGAGAACAACAACAAAAUGUUGCAGGAGAUCAAUAGAAACAUUGCACGUCUGGCUCCAAAGGUGACACCUAACUCAUCCGGACAGAUAUUGGAUGAAAAUGGGCGACGUACCAGAUCUUUGGAUGUUGUGGAAAUGGAGAAGCCAGCUAAAGAACGUGAGUCAACAAGACGCCGAGGCAGUAAUGCUCCAAAUGCCAAUACUCGCAGCCGUAGUCGUUCACUGGGAAGAACAAAGAAGCCUCCGGAGGCUUUAGAGGAAAGCUAUGCAUCCAGCUCCAGUUCCGCUGAUUCGGAGGCGCUUGAAGUGACACCAACGACCAGAAAGGUGCACUCGAAAGCCGAGAAUAAUGUCGAUAGCACAGCCACGGAACUGAAGCGUGAAAUUACAAAUGCGGAUGGUAGCAAAGAUAUUUGGUAUCCCAAUGGCAAUCUCAAGAAAAUUAGCGCCGACGGGAUGUCAGUGCGGAUGCUUUAUUUCAAUAAGGACAUCAAGGAGACGGACAUACGGGCUGGCACAGUCAAAUAUUAUUAUGCCGAAACAAAUACGUGGCAUACCAGCUACUUGGAUGGCUUGGAGAUUCUCGAGUUUCCUAAUGGCCAGACCGAGCAUCGUCACAAGAAUGGCGUUAUCGAAAUACAUUUCCCCAACAACACCAUCAAAAUUGUGGAUCCCAGUGAUACGGAAAAGCUGGAGGAGUGGCGCUACGCGGAUGGCACACAUCUCGUCCAGCUCCGCAAUGGGGACAAGAUACUCAAUCUGCCAAAUGGCCAGAAGGAGAUACACACGAAGCUUAAUAAGCGGCGUGAAUAUCCGGAUGGUACCGUCAAAAUGGUCUAUCCGGAUGGCAGCCAGGAGACGCGCUACUCCAAUGGUCGUGUGCGUCUCAAGGACAAGGAUGGCAAACUAAUUAUGGACACGGACUAUGCAAAAUAUUAGUAAUAUAAUUCGUUUAAUGUUAAAUUUGAGUGCAAGUCAUUACUUAUACGUGGGCUGCCUUUUAUUUAUUGGGCUGCCUGAUUUUUCUUUUACUAUUGUAUGGGUUUGCAUUUUUAAGAUCAACCUAUGAUGUACACAGAAAUAUAGACAAUAACUGUCGAAAUUUCACUUCCA